Molecule: messenger RNA, 2110 nt
Organism: Acanthopagrus latus (yellowfin seabream)
Lineage: Eukaryota; Metazoa; Chordata; Actinopteri; Spariformes; Sparidae
Product: kunitz-type protease inhibitor 1-like
Exons: 11
Coding region: 255-1766 (503 amino acids)
Molecular function (GO): serine-type endopeptidase inhibitor activity; protein binding
Source: RefSeq, a predicted model, not a curated record
CGCUGUGUCGGUGUAAUUGGCCCGUCAGAGGAGUGUCUGGCUGCUUCCUGUUUGUGAGCUGGUGAGACACACCUGAGCGGCGGAGGACAACACAGCGGACUGUCCUCACUGUCUGUCACCGUCAAGCUUUUUAUUGAUUAUCGAUUGAUCGGGACUAGAAGCGCUUCCGGUUCUUGCGCCGACACUGAGACUGUCCGAGCGGAGACGCGUCAGGAGGCGGUGAGCUGUGUCCUUCCUGCUACAAUCAGCUGACAAUGCCUUCAUCCUCCUCUUCCUCCUCUUCCUCCCCCCUCCUCCUCCUCCUCCUCCUCCUGCCGCUGAUGCGGCCUGCCGCCUCAGCGGAAGAGGACGCGGUCUGCGGCAGCGGAACUUUCCGCUCCGGUCAGGAGAACUUCGUACUGGACGCUGAGGACGCAGUGAAGGCGGGAGCGGCGAUGGUGGCCACUGCGCAUGUGCAGUUGGAGGAGGAGUGUGAGCGCGCGUGCUGCGAGGAUUCGCGCUGCAACCUGGCGCUUCUGGAGCCGCGCGUCAACGGAAACUGCACGUGCGUCCUCUUCAACUGCGUGCACAGGAACCGCUUCGUGUGCAGGUUCGUGAACAAGGUCGGGUACCGAAGCUACAUCCGGAAUUCUGUUUACCUGAAACACCUGCAGGGACCACGAGGUGACCAGGCUCCGCCCAUCGCCAUCGCAGGUCGUGAUGUGGUCAUCCAGCCUGGGAAGACGGUGCUGCUCAGCGGCGUCGAGAGCAUGGCGCUGGGCGACGCCCGCAUCACCAACUACCAGUGGAGUCUGCAGAGUGGACCUGAUGGCGUCAAGAUGGAGAAGACAAAUCUACCGGACCAGGUGAGACUUUCCAACCUGCAGCCCGGCAAGUACGUCUUUCAGCUGACUGUCACCGACUCCAACAGCCAAUCACACGCCACCAAGGUCACUGUCCUCGUCCUCAGCCCGGAGCAAUCCAGCUUGUUCUGUCGGGCUCCAGUGAAGGUCGGCCCGUGUCGCGCCGCCUUUCCUCGCUGGCAUUACGAUGCCGGCACGGGCGAGUGUGAGCAGUUUGUGUUUGGAGGCUGUAAUCCAAACGACAACAACUUCCUGUCCAAGAACGAGUGUGUGUCUGCCUGCAGCGGAGUCACAGUGUCAACAGAGAGGAGCAUCCUGCCUGAUGGUGAGGAGUGUGAUGUGGCUUGUGCUCCUGCUCAGCUGAUCUGUGAUAACGGCUGCUGUGUGGACAGAAGUCUGGAGUGUGACGGCGUGAAGCACUGCAGCGACGGGUCGGACGAGCUCCACUGCACCAAAUUGAAUCAGACCCUCACCCGCCUGUUGAACAUCGAUGUGAACCUGAAGAAAGCUCGGUGUGCGGAGCCCCCCCACACCGGACCGUGUCGGGCCAGCUUCCCCCGCUGGUACUACGACCCAAUGAAUAAGAAAUGCUUCACCUUCACCUUCGGCGGCUGUGAGGCCAACGCCAACAACUUCGAGGACCAGGAGACAUGCAGAGAGGCGUGCCGCGGAGUCACCGAGAACAAUGUGUUUUUCAAAGGGUUGUUUGAUCGUUUUGAGACGGAGGAGGAGAGCGACUCAGGUAACAUAGCUCUGGCUGUCUUCCUGUCGGUGGCCAUCUUGGCUCUGUUGGCGAUCCUCACCUACUGCUUCCUCAAGUCCAGGAAGAAGCGCUCCCAUAGGCCCGUUGCCACAGGCCCCGCCCACGUGACGCUGUCGGAGCAGGACACGCUCGUGUACAACAGCACCACCAAACCAAUAUGACAUCAUCACCACAACUGAUGACCUCAUGAAGCUGAAGACUCCUCCUCUUCCUCAGCAGCAGGAGUGUUAUCAGUGCUUCAGUGUUGGUGGGAGUGGAAAUGAAACAAGCCAAGUUGAGUUGUUUGCUGAGGAGCUUCUGAGUCGUCAUAUUAAUGAGUGUGUGUUGCAUGUUGUUACAGUGUGUUGGGUUCUAUUGUGUUUAAUUAUUUAUGAACUGUUCUGUUUGUCUCCAGCUGUAAAUAUGAAGUUAAUGUGUUAGUUAGUGUUGUUUGAAUCAUCUCAGGGCGUUAAUAUCAAAAUCAAUAUCAAUAUCUUCAGUUUGUUAAUAAAGUUGAUUAACCCAA